CGUGUCCUUAAUUCCAUGGCGGAGUCGCACAAGAGGAUGCGAACAAGCCCUGGCAACGGCAACGCCAUGGUGGUGGUGAAGAAAGAACCGGCCCAAAGUCCCGACGCAGGCCAAGCAUCAAGCAGCAGCGCGCAAGGAUCGGACGGCCGCGACGACACCAGCGCAACAAGCAUCGCCGCGGUCAAGGAUGCGAACAAGCUCGACUGCUCCGAGUGCGCCGCCCCCCUCAAAACCCCCAUCUACAAGUGCGAGGCUGCCGGGCACAAGGUGUGCUCCGCCUGCCGCGGCAGCGGCAACCCAUGCCGGGCGUGCGGCAGCAACAAUGGCGCCGCCGCGUCGUCGUACACGCGCUGCGGCGACGACCUGGACGGGCUGGCGCGCGCCCUGAAAGUCGCCUGCCCUCACAAGCCCUACGUCUGCAAGAAACGGGUCCCCUGCCUCGACGUCGACGACCACCGCCUCUGCUGCCCCGACGCGCCCUGCUCCUGCUCCAUCCCCCCCUGCUCCGGCGGCUUCCUGGGCUCGCCAAUGGCGGUCCACGACCACCUAACCGGGCCGGCCCACUCCUGGCCCAGGACCGUCAUCGACACCGACUACCGCGGCAAGGCCCUGCAGCUCGGCCUGACGUUGAGCGGCCCAGAGAGCCGCCAGCUGCUGGUCUCCAAGGAAGACGACUCCGUCUUCGUUCUUCUCGCCGCCGCCGCCGCCGCCAGGGUGUCGCUGACGUGCCUGAGGGCGUCGGCGGCGGCGGCGGCGGGCCCGCAUUACUGGGCCGUGCUCUGGGCCCACGCGACCAAGGACCCGGUCACCGGCAAGGUGGACCGGCAGCAGGAUGAAUUCACGGUCCAGAGCCGCCGCUCGCCGCGCGAGAUCGGCGCCGGGGAAGACGACGGGACGCUCGUGUCGCUCAAGCGCAAGUACCUGCACGGGUGCGGCGAGGAAGAGAGGAAGAUCCUGCUCUACGUCCGCAUUUUUAAGCUCAAAUCCCCUUCUGCAUCGAGCUCGGCCAGGUAAAGUAAGCGAAAAUUCACAAUGUUGGUCCCUUGCUGACCUUUCUUGGUUCCAACAAAUGAACUGGUUCACCUCUGGACAGAAGGAUGUUGCUAGUAGGGUGAGCAGUCAAAGACUCGAAACUGCAUUUGGUUAAUUAGGAGGACGCAUGGUUAUGCUUUGGUUAAGUUGUUAAAUGGUUAUCUAGCUAUCUCUAUCCGCUAGUUUGAUUCCAUGCUUCUUUUUACUGCCUUUUGUUGUAUGCAUGUACUACUCUUGCGCUGCAUUUCCUAAUCAAGCUUAUAAGUAAGUGCCAAGGCACAGCUGCAUUAUGAUAUAUGCCAUGAGUUCCUGACUAUAUAUAAACUGAAAUUUAAUUUCCAUUCUCAA
Brachypodium distachyon (stiff brome) is the source of this 1380-nucleotide messenger RNA. RefSeq names its product E3 ubiquitin-protein ligase SINA-like 10. NCBI's taxonomy places the organism in Eukaryota, Viridiplantae, Streptophyta, Magnoliopsida, Poales, Poaceae. Gene Ontology annotation, molecular function: zinc ion binding. The record is from RefSeq and is a predicted model, not a curated record. The transcript has 2 exons. Bases 16 to 1014 code for a protein of 332 amino acids.